Oreochromis aureus is the source of this 1642-nucleotide messenger RNA. RefSeq lists its product as uncharacterized. The coding region runs from base 362 to 859 and encodes 165 amino acids. NCBI's taxonomy places the organism in Eukaryota, Metazoa, Chordata, Actinopteri, Cichliformes, Cichlidae. The record is from RefSeq and is a predicted model, not a curated record. The transcript is spliced from 4 exons.
AUAUGUGUUGGUGAUAUCACUCAUGUUACUUUCUCUCUCCUCUCUUGCUUGUGUUCGCACACACGUUACACACUUCCUGUGAAACUGCCUUAGUAUGAGCGGCUUUCUUCUCUCUUCUCAUUCUGCUCAGUGCCUCCAAGCGCUGUGCACUGACCUCUCUCUGCUCACCUCCUUCAUCCUGCCGUUUUCCACCAGGAACCUGGACUGAGCCCUUAUAUGGCCCCUGCGUGCGCUCUCCAAGGGAACUCAGAGAGUGAGAGAAGCCGUUCUUGGAAAUGAGCCUGUUCUGAGAAAGCAGAAGUUACUGAGAGGUGUUUUGGCUUGUUCAUGUCAGUCGGUUGUCUGCUGGCUUCUCUUCACCAUGGCAGCAGCUCUGCCUGCGUGCUACCAUGGCGCCAUGACUAAGAAGGAGUGUGAGGAUUUGCUGGGAAGGAAGAACAAGGAUGGAGCUUACCUGAUUCGAGACAGCGAGACCAUCCAGGGAGCCAUGUGUCUUUGUGUCUAUAAACAGAAGGUGGUGUACACCUACAGACUGCUGCAGUCACACAAUGGAUACUACACCCUCCUGACAGCCGGGGGUUUGGAUGAGACAUUUUUUAAGACUAUUGACGAUCUGAUUCGUCACUACAAGAGGAAGAACCAGGGUCUGGCCAUGCAUCUGCGCCACUCAGUCAAAAGGAAGACGGCCUUGCUGAUCCAGCCACACAGAGAGGUGCAAGCACAGCCUUCAAAGUCACCUGAACAGAGGCCACGCAGGACUGAAUGUGAGCAAUGGAGGCAGCCUGACACCGUACCUGAGGAAGAACAUGAUUACGAGAAUGCUCCUGAAUCUGAGUACGUCGAAGUCCUUCCUGAUUAACGUCGGCCAUCAAACACCAAAUGAGACUUUUGGGGGAAAUCAGUGACAAGAAGCUCACAGGCUGGCUCUCAUUCAGGAUGAUGACAUGUGGACGUGGACACACUGUACCUACAUACAUCAUCAUCAUCGCCACGUGUGCAAGAGUAUCAAAACUUUUACUGCAGCUGAAUUAUUCAAAAUGCUCUUGGAUCAGGAUUCCAGGAGAUGCACUGGAUUUGAAGAAAUCCACCCUUCGACUCAGUGCUCCCAUCAGGAUGAACUGCAGUAACUCCACCGCCCUUUUUUCCUCCACUGCCGUCAUCUGGUCAAAAUAUGAACUAACUGCAAUACAAACCUGAGACGCAACAGCUUUUUCUUAUUAAGUUAUUCUGCUGGUUCCUGGGCUGAAGGAGCCAGGCCGCUCGUGGAUCCACCCAAGUGAUAAACUUUUAGGUUUUGUUGUUUUUAUUAUCAAAAGCAUAUGUAAAUAUAGAUUUAUGUAUAUUUUUUAUUGUAACAGAAUUAUGUAUUUGCUGAAAUGCUGUCACCUGGUUUAUGAAAUGAGGAGCAGAAAGUGGGCAGGAAGAAACUCAUCCUUAUGAAAAACACGAUAAACACACUCUGGCGGUUUAUUUUCCAUAUAACAUCUUUAAGGCUAAUGUUGUACUGUGAGGUUUACUCUUCAUUUUCCCGUGAGCUACAGAGCUCUCCGAAGUGGUUUAGACUUUGUGUAUACGUCUAAUUAUUGAAGACAAAAAGAAACUGUCCAUGGCAGCAAAAUGAAAUAAAAUGUCUCACAUUGUA